Serendipita indica DSM 11827 is the source of this 3354-nucleotide messenger RNA. Lineage: Eukaryota; Fungi; Basidiomycota; Agaricomycetes; Sebacinales; Serendipitaceae. The record is from the annotation of a GenBank genome assembly.
AUGACUGAUGUGGAACGACCUUUCGACUCGGAAUCCUUCCAUGGCCACCCAAUGGUCAACCAAAUCUUCGAGCCAGCCUCGAUGGAGACGUUCAAGUCCUCACACGAGAGAAAAUCAAAGCUGUCUAAAGACGCGCUUCAUGCCAAGCUGGAAAGGGAAAAUCGACGUCAGGAGAAACAAAUGGAGCGCCACAAGAUGCACCAAGAUGUCAAGGAUCGACUAGAACAAGAACAAUACCAGAACGAACACACCCAACGCCAAAUGCACCAGCUUCGCGACUCGCUUCAAAUUCGGCGCACGCAUGCCGACAAGGCUGAACAGGAUAUCGAAACGCUCACCGCAAGUCUUGCCGCAGCUGCUGAACAAGAGGAAAAGAUGGCCGUCGACCUUGCCAAGGUCCAAGUGGAAGUCAACGCGUUCCAAGGAAGGAUGAAAGCGGCACAAGAAGAAGUACAACGAGCCCGGGAUAUGAUCGAAGAAAUUACUGCCGCAAGAGACAAAGCCCGCGAAGAGGCGCGUCAAUUACGUGAGGAACGGAGAGAAGUGUCUGAACAAAAGAGACUGGAUGAGGCUCGACGCGAGGGCAUGAUGAAGGGCAAACUGGAGGGCAUGUAUCUUGGAUGGGAAGAUGGAAAAGUUGAAGGGUACAAAGAAGGGCGGAAAUAUGGCUCGCAAGAUCAAUACGAGCAUAUGCGGAACAAGCAGUGGGAGCCGCUGCGACGAGAGUUUCCCAACUAUGAUCGUUUCGAAGAGCGUAUUCCCUCCCCGGAUAGCACCUACGAUGGUCGAAUCCCCGAGAGGCUACGAUCUCUCGAGGCUCCCAUCAUCAUCCCGCAAAGUGUACCACCACCGCUAAGCGUUCAAUUUGACGAGCGAGACCGCAUGUUCUUGCAGCCAGUGCAAUCGUCUCCAGAAUCGAUACAUCAGACGCUCCCACCUCCCGUACCGAUGCCGCGCCCACCAUCACGACAUGCCGACGAAACGCCCAACACAUACCCGCCAACGCUCGAUAUCCCACCGCCAAAGCCCAUUUUCGAAACGGAUGAAACUCAGUGGAGACCUCCACCACGGCCUGAUGCAAUUAGGCGGGAUGGAACCUUCCGAAAUAUUGGAGAACGGUUCAGGAGGAAGCCAGAGGAAAUCACUCAUGCGCCAGAAGAUAUGGAUUUUGCGCCAAUCGCACAAUCAUUACCCUACCCAAGCGUAGCGACGCCUUUACCACACAGAGAGACGAUACAACCUGGACGAGCCAUGCCAUCUCCAGGGCCCUCACUCUAUAAUUAUGGAAGGAGACGAGAAGAGGAAAACGACGAGGCAUUCUUCCGAGAACAGGAACGGCGAAGACGGGAGAUAGAGAGAGAGGAUGCAGAGUAUCGCGAAAAUCACUCGGGCGGCAAGCCUACCAUGUUCCGUCGUCUUACGCAAAGAGUGAGAGGAGGCAGCACCUCUCAAGUACCUUAUGACCCAACGGAUCCCCGUGCAUACCAAGACGUGGUUCCGACACCUGACGCCGACAAGUAUCACAGCGUAGAACCAUCUCCUGCUCCUUCUCCUGCUCCUUCACCCGGUCGCAACUUUAGGGAUCUCAAUACCCCUAUUGUUCCGAAGCCCUAUCAACCACCACCUUCACCACAGCAUGGUCCUCUAAGUGCUAUCCCGGACAACUAUAUUCCGCAUCUCGAAGGCGAUGGAGGUAUCAGUUUGCCUCCCCCUCACGAAAUGCAUGGGAGUGCCAUGCAGAGUGCCAUCACUCUCGCCGUUGGAGGGAGCCGCAACCCUAGCAGGAACCCAAGUCCAGCACCAAGUCCACAGCAGCGUCCGAGGAGUGUUCAGGAUAAUCGAGAUAUCAGUCCUUCCCGUCGCAUCCUUUCAAACAUUGGCGGCAGUGUGAAGCAUGCCGCUAGCGCGGUGGCCCAUUCGAUACCAUCACGUUCCAAGAUGAAUGCAGAAUUCAGAGGUCGAAGCCGGAGUCCUGCCCGAAGUCGAAGCCCUCAAAUAGUUCAGAUUCCCAGAGACAGAUCAAGGUCUCGCUCUCGUCCUCGAAGUACAAUCUUCGACGACCCUUAUAUUCACCCUGUACAACGUCAACCAGAGGAUAUUCAAAUCGGGCCAGAUUUGUCGUUUGGGGGUAGCUCUGAGAACAUCGACGCUGAUGGUGCAUUUGCCUCCCGUGGCCGAAUGCCUGUGCGAAAUAGUAUGGCAAUGUCACAGAUGACUGGCAGGAGCUCCCCUAUCAGCCAGAUGUCCAUUCUGUCGAUGGGGCCAUCCGGCGCGCUGGGACUCAGUCGUGGAGGCGAGGGUCGUGAGUUGGGUUUAGCGACGUAUCCGAAUGUCAGUGCAACCAACCUCAGUAUGAUUGAAGAGGAGCGCGGAAGACAUAGCAGCUACAAUCGAUCCCCUAGCCCCGACUUUCCCCAUCAACCUAUGCCCGGCUUUGGGCAUGAAGGGCUAUCAUCCUUUUCUGGUCGACCAUCUGCUGGACAGCGUCAGUACAGUGAUAGCACUAUUGGUGUGCGAGGUGCUGGCGAAGAUCUUGGUGGUGGAUGGGAGCAGAAUUCUAGACAUCCUCCACAUACGCCAUCUUCAAUUGCUGGCCCUGCUGCUCCUGUCAAAACCCCUCGUCCAAUGGAUCCAAAUCAUCCAUGGAGCAAACGACCGACUCCGUCAAAGCUGAUGAUGCCAGCGCUUCUCAGUCCACAAUCCCAAGCAUCGUCAUCAAAAGGUGGCUUUGCUGGCAUCGGAGCAGGAGGUGGAUACGGUGCACAUCGUCGAGCCGCUAGUGCCAGUGUCACUGGGCUCGGUCUCGGUGGGCCUCCAAGCUUUGCGAGCCCUCAAGCUUCCUUCCGCUAUUCUGUUGCAGGCUCGGUAGCCGGAAGCGAAACUGGCAAGCCUCCUAUAGCACCUAAACCGCAACCACCAGUCCGACGGAGUAAGACUGGUGCCAUCAUCCUGGAUGACCCGCCACCGAACGAGAAUAGCCCGUAUCAGAACCCCGGUCAUGUAGCCACACGCUCAUGGAGCGGUGAACAGCGUCAGAUCGGCCGUACAAUGCCCUCUCGAUCGCGGGGUGACUCGAACACACACCUCGUAACAGUCGAAGAACGUUCUCCGUAUAUACAAGGCCCCGAAGCCCGAGGAUCGACAGGAUCGAUCCAGAGCGUCCAUUCCAACCGCCUCAAAUUUGAUGAAAAUAACUAUGUCGACCCUGCAUUCCUCAUCGAGCCGGAUAUCCGUACUGCUGUCGAGCAAACCCUGGCUCAGCCUCCGCCACCUGCUGAUGAACCUCCAAAGGCAGUCACAGCGAAGCGAGCAAAGAGGGUUUCUAAUGUCCUUCGUUUUGGAAAGAAGAAGUGA